Molecule: messenger RNA, 2813 nt
Organism: Carassius carassius (crucian carp)
Lineage: Eukaryota; Metazoa; Chordata; Actinopteri; Cypriniformes; Cyprinidae
Gene: gal3st3
Product: galactose-3-O-sulfotransferase 3
Exons: 2
Coding region: 466-1809 (447 amino acids)
Biological process (GO): glycolipid biosynthetic process
Cellular component (GO): membrane
Molecular function (GO): galactosylceramide sulfotransferase activity
Source: RefSeq, a predicted model, not a curated record
AAUGGCUUACACUAUUUGUAAUGCUAAUUAAACUAGAGUAGUAUCAGGGCUUGGUCAGUGGAUAUACAGUAAAGCCAGGUUGUGUAAAAGUGCCACUUGAUAUGGUGAGAGAGAAAGGAAAGUGAGAUAACAGUAAUUAGAAUCCUAGAAGAGGUGGCCCUGACUCGUAUGGAAGAUGUCCAAGACUUUGUUAACCUUAGAUGUUUGCUAAUACGUGACACCUGUCCUGUCCUUGUUCUAGGUUUGUGUGUUUUCUUUGUCUCUAAACAUGUUUGUUUGAAUGACCCAAAACAUUUAAAAAGGCACUUUUCAAUUUGAGAUCCAGCUUGUAAGAAAACACUUGAAUUUAUUAAUUUAUGUUGCUCCAGAGAACAAACUUGGUGUUCUGGAUGCAUGUAAAAUCUAUGAGAAACGUAUACCUUUGUAAAUUACCAUUCUUCUCUUUUGCAGUGAAAGAACCCGGAGAUGUCUCAGAAGAAGAUAUUCCUAGUAUUGAUUGCAAUCAGUACUGUCAGCUUACUUCUGCACCAUGGGGGUCACUUGAACUUGACAUUCGAGGCAUUCUGGUUUGGCUGUCCAUUCUCUUUGGCCUCCUCCACCCAGGGCAGCAGUGGACCUUCUGCUAAACACACCAGUGUAGCCUUCCUGAAGACGCACAAAACCGCCAGCUCCACUGUGCAGAACAUCCUCUUCCGCUUUGCUGAACGCAACAACCUCACUGUGGCGUUGCCUAUUACCACCUGUGACCACCAGUUCUGCUACCCACGACCGUUCACUGCCCACUUCGUUCAUCCACACACCACACCACCUGACAUUAUCACCAGUCACUUACGGUUCAGCCGGACUGAGCUACGACGCCUCAUGCCCAACAGCACAAUCUACAUCACAAUAUUGCGGGAACCGGGAGCAAUGUUUGAGUCUCUGUUUACCUACUUCAAUCAGUACUGUCUUAGCUUUAAACGUGUUCCAAAUGGCUCUUUAGAGACUUUCCUGGACAACCCGUGGAGCUACUAUCGUCCAGAAGAGAAGGAUUCAAUGUAUGCGAGAAAUACACUGACCUUUGACCUAGGUGGUGAUAAAGACCGGCCAUCUUCAGAGGCGCCAGCGUAUGCGAAACGAUUUGCCACAGAGAUGGAGCGAGUGUUCUCCUUGGUUAUGAUUGCCGAAUACUUUGACGAAUCUUUGGUGUUGCUACGCCGCCUGUUGUCUUGGGAUCUCGACGACGUUCUGUACGUUAGUCUCAACAUGCGCACGCCUGACUCCAAGAGUAGCCUUUCCAGCGAAAAUACAGCCAAAAUCAGAGCCUGGAAUGCUAUAGAUUCCAUACUGUAUGAUUACUUCAAUGCCUCAUUGUGGCGACAGCUGAGAGAGUUGGGACUAUCGUGCGUUAAGCGUGAAGUCCAGCUGUUGCGUCAGUUUCGUGACCGACUUGUCCACAGGUGCUUCGGCGGCCAUUUGCCACCACUUCGCUCUGCUGCACAGAUCAUGAAUAAGGAAUUACGGCCUUGGCAGCCCAGUGCCAAAGUGGCAAUUGUUGGAUAUGAUUUACCAGUUAACAUGACACAAAAAGGCAGUGUUCCUCCACCAGAUGAGUGUCUAAAGAUGAUAAUGCCGGAAGUGCAAUACACACGGCUGUUGCUGCGCUCAGAAUCCCUACGUUAUCGAAAGAGGUUUCCAUUACGGAGCACUCAGCAGACUUCACGAACUGUGGGACAAGCACGGGCACACAAAGAAUCUCGGAGUUUGAAUCCGCGACCCUCAAAGACGAUGUCUCAGAGCACCAAAGGAGCACUACGGCUUUCCCAAUGACCAGUGUAAAAGGAUGGUUAAACUUCUUUCCUUUUAUUCCCCAUUCCUUGCAGCUUAAUGUCCAUGAGAUGUUGGAAUUACUUGAAAGCUUGAGGUCAUACCUCAUUUUUAUUGGAUGUGAGCACAACCAAACAUGCGCUCACAACAUAACUGUUCUAAAAGUUAGAAAAAUCUUUGAGUGUUUCUUAAUUUGUAAAGUAUAAAGGUAGAGGAAAAUAUACCUUGAAGUCUAAAAGCCUGACAUCUGGAAUGUGUCUCAAUCUCUCAAGGACUUUCUCUCCACAUACAUUCCAUCACUCACUGUUUGUAUUUAAGCCAUCAUUACCCUUCUGGAAAAUCCUAAAUCAGCUUAAGUUUGUACCUAGUUUAAAUUGUUUAUAGCUACGUAGCUGAAGCUAAUCUCAUGCCAUUGCUGGUCUAAGCUUGUAUUGACGGUUGAUCAGCUGUAUUACCUGCUGGUGAUGUUUAAAUGACAAGCUUAGUUAGAACUACCUUGUUAGACUACCAGCUAAAAACCAACUUGGUGUGACCUUGAUAUUGUUUUUUUUUUCUAGUAAUCGCAUUUGAGCAUUAUGAGGCUUCCUUUUUACCAACAGCACUCUGUUUGAGUGUGAACUUUUUCACAUGCUUAUCAACAUACUGUCAGCUGCACCUGAGCCACAAAUCACCAUAACUGACUCUUCAGUUGUGGUCCAAAAAACCAGCAUCAUGUGUCGAUGAUGAUGCAGCCAUCUCGAAGGAUAUUUCAAUAUUUAAUCAUUUAAAUUUUAGCCUCUACUUGGGCAGCGCUAGGGUUACACAGCCCUACAUUUUUAUGAGGCCACUAUGGACCAGGCCAGAGAGGUUUAUCCUUGACUAGAAGCCGAGAAUGGUGACAAAACAGUUCAUGAACUUUGAAGAAUCAUCACUAUAUGUCAAAAACCAGAGUGAGCAGUGUGUUAGUUUCAUCUUUAUUUGUUUUUAUUGUGUUUUUCGGGAUAAUGCAGUGCACUUGCAAAUAUGUA